CGGGGCUUCGUCGCGGUGCUGAUUUCGAAGUUGCCGCUGAGUGGCGAGGGACGUGAUAGGCUGAGGGGCCGAGGCUGGGGAAGAAAGGAGCUGCUCGCAGUCAGCAGAGCAGUGCCGCUGGAGAGCUCGCUCGUCGACCGCAGGCUCCAGCUCUCUCUCUCUCUACUUCCACGAGCAGAAGAAGACGACGUGACCGAACCUUUUUUAAUUUUUUUUUAUUUUUUAUUUUUGAACGUUCCAAUUCAUUGGCUUCCUCGUCGCGUCGUCGCCUCGCGCACGAUGUAACUUUGUUGACCCCACGUCGCCGCACAUACAUGCGUCUGAGGAGAGCCGGGAGCGAGUGCGCAGCGACGACGAGCCGAGCUGCUCCGGCGAAUGGAACUUAUUGUUGUGCGUUUGUUUUGACUAUGUUCCCCGCCUGCGAGUUUGGCUCCAGCGCGUCUCCGCUCGCCGCCGACCCUUGAAUCUUUUUGGGAUAUAUUUAUAUAUAUAAAUAUAUACAUAUAUAUCUAUCUGCCUACAUUUCCCGAACAGCCGGGAGGGGAAACGCCGCCGAGCAGGGGAGGAUUCUUGCGAAGCCAGCGAGCCUUUUCCUCACCGAGCCGGGGAUUUAAAUCGUCACCCGGCGGUGGCUCCGGGAGAGGCGAAGGAAGGGGGACAUUCAUGUGGCCGCUCUCUCUGUAGCCAAAACACUUUUCAUUUUGGGAUUGCAUGAUGAGCAAGGAAAGACCCAAGAGGAAUAUCAUUCAAAAGAAAUACGAUGACAGUGAUGGGAUCCCAUGGUCGGAGGAGCGGGUUAUGCGAAAGGUGCUUUACCUCUCCCUAAAGGAGUUUAGGAGUGCACAGAAAAGGCAGCUGGAUGGCGACGGAACCACGAACUCCAAUGGUUCCUUAGCCAAUGGGCAGCUGAACGGCUCGGGAUCAAAGGGCAGCCACAAAGAAGAUGGGUCCUUGCGCUCACAGGGCCUGGAUGGGAGCGGCGAGUACACUGAGGACGGUCCUGCAAAAAAGAGACCUCGGCUCCAGGCCCAGCGGAAGUUUGCCCAGUCGCAGCCCAACUCGCCCAGCACCACCCCCGUCAAGGUGGCCGACCCCGUCAGCCUGAAUGCCGGCCUGGUGGCCACCGUGGCGUCCUCGUCACUCUCGCUGCUCUCCUCUUCGUCCCUGUCCGCCUCCAUUCAGGACCUGUCCAGGCGCAAGCCCAAGACGGAGGACUUCCUCACCUUCCUCUGCCUCAGAGGUUCAUCGGCCCUGCCCAGCAACAUGGCCUACUUCGGGAGCUCCCAGGAUGAGGAGGACCUGGAGGACGAGCGGGAGGAAGAGGAGGAGGAGGUGCGGAACGGUGCUGGUAUCCACUCUCACGGUGGGGGGAGCAGCCAAGCCUCCGGCUCCUCCUCCUGCCACUCAACACCCCGCAAGGGCAAGCUCCCCACGAGGCAGCCGCUCAAUGGGCAUGUGUUCAACAGCCACGGUAGAGCGGGGACCAGGGAGAGUCCACGGCCCAAGGCGGGAACCCACGGCAGGGAUGUGCCCGCUCCGCCACUGCCACCUCCUCCACCUCCGCCUCCGCCGCUCCUGAGGGAGCGCAGCGAGCGGGCGGAGGCACGGGAGCAUGCCAGGGUGCAGCAGGCCACGGCCGGCGGUCGAGGCUUGGCCAACGGGCUGCCGCAGAGGAGAGCUGCCGAGGAGCUACGCAAGCAGGUCUCUAAAGUGAACGGGCUGACGCGGGCGGGCUCAGCACAAGGUGUCGGUGGUGCCAAAAAGAGCCGCGACUUCCGGCUGCCGUCCAAAACUGUGAAGAAGUACACAGCCACCGUGUCCAAGGGCCACGUCACUUACACCAAAGCCAAACAGAAAGAACUGGGCAAGAAAACCAAACUCAGCAGCAGCAACAAACACAACAGCGCCGCCUCGGCACCAUCGUCAGCGAACAAUCACAAUCAGCACAGCCAGUCAGCAGCCAGCAAUGGGCUGGCCAACUCAGGAAAAGCAGCGGCACCAGCCCACCACAGCAAUGCAAAAACCCGCAAACAGGUGCUACUAUCCAAUGGGCUGCACAAUGUGGCUGCCAGUGCCCGACUCAACGGCAGGCUUAAUGGACAGCGGCACAACACUUUGGCCAGGGAGGACGGGCAGAGACAGUGCCUGCAGGGCCAGGGUGAGUGUCCAGGACGAGAGGGACUGCGUAACUCUAAACGGCGUUUGGAGGUUGUGCUCAACUCAGUGGGGACGGGGGUCGUUGAGCAGAAAGCCAAAACCUCCGGCACUGAGGCCAAGAAGGCCAAACUUCAACCGACUCCCCUGGAGACACGCAGCAGCAGCAAGAAGGUGGCCAAUCAAGAGAAAGCUGCCAUGCAAAUCGCCACACCUACCACUCCAAUUUCAAAUGGACAUGUACCUGAAGGGCCCCCUUCUCCCAAACAAGCUCCAACUGUUACCCCACCUCCUACUCCCCCUCCUCAACAAACUCCUUCUACACCAGCAGCCAAUACGGAGCCGGUGAACCAGCGACCCAAGCGGGCGUCGGCCGGCAAGCUGAUGUUGAUACGACAAGCACAGCAACAGCAGAGCAGGUCUCAUGGUCGGAACUCCUCCUCCUCCUCCCCCUCAUCAGGCCAGAAUCACCCGCAGAACCCCAGCCGUGCCAGCACUACCUCAGACCCCCAGCAAUCCCCUCUGUCCUCCUCCUCCUCCUCCACCGCCUCCUCUCUGCUUACUUCCACCAAUUGCCCUGGACAGCUCAAACCGGCAGCCCUGCGGCCCGCCGAGCACGACAAAGAGUGGGAGCGCGAGAAAGAGAUGACGCGCCAGAAAGAACGAGAGCAGGAGAAAGAAUGGGAGCGCCAGAGGAGUCGGCCGGAGGGCUGGGCAGCGCUCGGCGAAGUCCCGGUCUUCCGGCCAACGCCCCGGGAGUUCCAGGACCCCCUGGUGUACUUGGACGCGGUGAGGGAACAGGCUGAGGCGGCUGGCAUGUGCCGCGUGGCACCGCCUCCAGACUGGCGGCCCGAGUGCAAGCUGAGCGAGGAGAUGCGUUUCGUUACACAGGUGCAGAGGGUCCACAUGCUCGGCCGGCGCUGGGGCCCCAACGUGCAGCGGCUGGCCUGCAUCCGCAAGCACCUCAAAUCUCAGGGCAUUACCAUGGAUGAGCCACCGGUCAUUGGUGGCUGUGAAGUGGACCUGUCGCGUUUUUUCCAGCUCAUCAAUGACAUGGGCGGCAUGCAGCAGGUGAUGGACCUGAAGAAGUGGACCAAGCUGGCUGACCUCCUGCGCAUCCCCAAGUCGGCGCAGGACCGGCUGGCCAAGCUGCAGGAGGCGUACCUCCAGUACAUCCUCUCCUACGACUCGCUCAGCGCAGAGGAGCGCCUCCGGCAGCAGGCCGAGGUGCUGCAGGAGAAGAAGAAGGUGGAGUCACGCCGGGGACCUCUGGAGGGUCUUUUGGACUCCUCAGCACCUAGUGCUCUGGUCCUGCCACGCUACGAGCCCAAGAACGGGCUAGUGGGCGGCAUAGUGGGAGGACCGACGGGGCACCAGCGCACCAACGGAGUGUAUCACCAUCUGAAGGAGCUGGAGGCUCAGGUCAAAGCAGGCCGGCGCCGGCUCUUCGCUCAGGAAAAACAAGGCAAAGAGGACAGGCAGCAUGCGGAGGAGCAGCAACAGCAGGAGGAGGAAGACAGGGGCGUUCUCAGUGACCAGCACAAAUGUAUUUACAAGGGGAAAUCUGUGUCUUUGACUAACUUCUUCAGGAUAGCCCGGAACACCAUGACCAUGUGCUUUAACAAGGAACCAGGGGCUGCGGAGGUUGAGCAAGAGUACUGGAGGAUUGUGGAGCAUAGAGACAGCCAUGUGGCAGUGCAUUGUGGGAAGGUGGACACCAGUACACAUGGCAGUGGUUUCCCCACAGGAAAGUCAGAGCCAUUUUCAAAACAUGGAUGGAACCUCACUGUCCUCCCCAAUAACUCUGGAUCCAUUCUGAGGCAUCUGGGUGCUGUGCCCGGGGUAACCAUUCCCUGGCUAAACAUUGGCAUGGUCUUUUCUACCUCAUGCUGGUCUCGAGACCAAAAUCGCCUUCCAUAUAUUGAUUAUUUACACACUGGUGCUGAUUGCAUUUGGUAUUCUGUCCCUGCUGAGGAGAAGGCAAAGCUGGACAAGGUGGUCCAUACACUGCUUCAGGCCAAUGGCACCCCAGGACUAGAAAUGUUGGAAAAGAACAUCAUGAUCUCUCCAGAGGUGCUGUGCCGUGAAGGUAUCAAGGUUUACCGUACGGUCCAGCGGAGCGGACAGUUUGUGGUCUGCUUCCCAGGUGCCUUUGUCUCUAAAGUGUGCUGUGGCUACAGCGUGUCGGAGACGGUGCACUUUGCCACGCCGCACUGGAUGAACCUGGGUUACCAGGCAGCUAAGGACCUGAAAUUUCGUCGCAUAGCCAAACCCUUCUCCAUGGAAAAGCUACUGUACCAGAUCGCCACCGCCGAGUCGAAGAGGGACAACGGCCUUCUCCUCACCACCAUCUCCGCCCUACUCAAAGACCUCAGGAACAUAGAGAUGCACCAACGGCAGGAACUCUACAAGGCAGGUUUGCUCUCCUCCGCUCGCUACGGCACGCACGACGGCGGCCUGGGUCCCAGCGAGGGGCGCAAGAAGCCCCGCGGGAAAUGGCUUGCACUGGAAUCUUCAGAGAGACGCUGCCAGAUCUGUCAGCAUCUCUGCUACUUGUCCAUGGUGGUCCAGGAGACGGACAACGUGGUCUUCUGUCUGGAGUGUGCCCUGCGCUAUGUGGAGAAGAACAAGACCUGCAGAGGCCUGAAGAUGAUGUACCGAUACGACGAGGAGCAAAUUAACAGUCUGGUGAACCAGGUGUGUGGCCGGGCCAUGAUAAAGAACAGCAGUGGCGGCGGUGGGGGAGUUGUCGUCACUGGAGGAGGGGGGGAACCCUGUCUCGGCUUAAGCCCCACCAAAGCGUCGCCGGCCAAGCGAGGCCCCCGGAAGCGCGCCACGGUGGAGGUCUCUCUGGCCCGCCUGUCCACCAGCCACAUCCCCAAGGCAGCAGCCGUGUCCUGAGGCCGGUGCCUCGACUUUGCCACCCUGUGCGGCGUGCCCGCCCCUACCCUGCACCCUCCUCGACUCUCCCCUGGUCGUUAUUUUAGUUUUUCCAACAUAAAAGCAGGAUCACUAUCAGUCCCUCCUCCACCGCCCAAGAUCGAUUGCUUUUGAGCUUUGAAAAUCCCCUCAACAGACUUAAGUCCCCCACCCCAAAAUAAUUAAAUCACCUCCCCCCUUAGUAUGACAGGCUUGUUUAUAUAUUAAAAAAGAAAAGAAAAAAAGAAUAACAAGUUGUCUUUUUUGCACUAGUGUGAAAGAAGAAUUUGUUUUUAUUCUGGAUGAUUUUAGAAUCCCCCCACCCCGUCCCCAGCAUUAAGUGUGAUGUUCACAAGAAGACUUGAUGAGCCCCCCCCCCCUUCUGAAGUGGGUUACCUUGCGUCACUCUCUCCUGACCUCCUUUCCCUCCCGAGACCUGAACCCGCUGGACCCCCAUCCCUGCUCAUCGCGCAUCACUCGACUGUGAACGUGGGACGAAUGAAAAGGUGGGCUUUUUUUUUUUCUCCCCCUCCCAGGUUUUCUGAUAUGAAAUGAUAUCAAGAAGUUGCCCAAAGUUUCUCUCUGUCCUCGGUUUGAGGAGUAAGAGUCCUUUUUUUUUAAUUGAUUUGAGGCAUCAAGAUGCAGCUCCUGCAUUUUUUUUUUGAUUUGUUGAUGUCGUCGUUGUUUAAAGGGGUGUUGGUGACGCGAGGUAAAAACUUGAAAGACAGAUGAUGUUGGUUUAUUGUUGGUUGGCUAUGUUUUUUUUCCAUGUUCUCUUUGAAUUUUAGCUUUGUUUUUUCUAGUUUUUUGGCGAGAAGUCUUCUGUGUACUUUUUUUUUUUGUCAUUGUGGAUGUUUCUCUUCGUCGGUGGAAGUGAGAGGGGGCGGGGCUAUAGCUGCUUGACCCGUGAAGGGUCACCGCUCACCUCACUUCCUGGUUGUAUGGGGAGAGAUCCCUCCCUCACUAGCAAGUGAAAACCGUGCCUGAUAUGUGGCGAGGAGAUCCAUUUUAUUGGUGCUGUUGGUUAUAAUUACUGUAUGACAACACAAAUUAAAAAAUCUGGGGGGUUUAGCGCCUGUUGUUGGCUAACAGCUAGCUCACGCACCCCCGUCCCACAGGGCAGAAAAGCUUUCAGGCCUUUCUGGUUCUAGAUGUGCAAUCGUGUUAACAUUCCAUUCUUCCAGUCCUCUUGUUUCAUCUGUACCAGUAAACAUUAAUUAUUAUAUUAUAUUAUUAUUAUUAUUAUUAUUGUGGGUUGUUUUUUUUGUUUACUUUUGUUGAAUCUGAUGUUAUCUCAAGUAGAGCCACUAGUCAAAGAGUGUAAAAUGUGAAAUAUCGAAUCCAAGUUUUGUUUUGUUUUUCUUUUCUUUAAUUGUCCUUUUGGUUUUUUUUGGCUUUUGCAUUUGUCCCUUUUCCAGAUAUAUUAUGAGUGAUUUUUUUUUAGACAGAGGAAAAAGUCCAACACAAACAAAACAUCAAGUUUUUUUGUACAUAAUCCUGUAAAUUUCUUUAAAUACUUGAGCCUUUUUCUGGGGUUAAGGAAGAAAGAAAGGAAGGACGGAAUAAAGAGGAGAGAGAGUUCCAGAGGAAGUGCGCUUGAUGAAGAAAAAGCCUUACAUUUUCCCUUUCUUCAUCCGUGUGAGUUUGACGCUUACAGGGUUGCUCUGGUAAACGUGUAUAAAAUUUUUAAGUGCUGCUUAUAUCACUAAGAAAGAGGAUAUUGAGUAGCCAACGACUGCCCCCCGACCUAGUUUUGUUUGUUUAGCUUUACUUUUUUAAAGAAAAGGGAAAAAAAGAUAUGUUCACUAAAAAAAAAAAAAAAAAUGGGUUUUUACAUUUUCAUUACUGAAAAUUCAACAAAAAUGUAGUAGCUACUCAUGUUGCACUGAGCUUGCCAGUGGUGACUGUCAAGGAAAAAUCCUAUAAUCCAGUUUGUUGGUUGUCGUCCCUCGCAGAAGACUGAACUGUUUAGGACUAUUUAAUAAAAUACCAAGUCGGGUGUUUUCAACAUAAAAAAAAGUGGUUGUCAAGUUUUUAUGGCCUUACAAUAUAUUUUAUUCUGGGAUUUUUUUGUUUGUUUUUGUUUUUCAGUUCAUCUAUUGAUUUUGUUUUCUUCCAUUUUCUACAGUAUAAAAUACUUGCUCACAGUGGGGUCUCUGGUGACUUAAUUUAUUAGUGCCGCAUCUCGGCCUUUCCCUCCACUCGGAAAGAGAGUCUCAUGUUGGUUAUAUUGACAGUUUUUUACUUUUGCAGUUUGUACCGAAGGUUUAAUAAAAACUUACCGACAA
Messenger RNA from Scophthalmus maximus (turbot), 7361 nucleotides. It is a transcript of the gene jarid2b, whose product is annotated as jumonji, AT rich interactive domain 2b. Gene Ontology annotation, cellular component: nucleus. The record is from RefSeq and is a predicted model, not a curated record. Gene Ontology annotation, molecular function: DNA binding; histone demethylase activity. The transcript is spliced from 18 exons. Gene Ontology annotation, biological process: chromatin remodeling. Lineage: Eukaryota; Metazoa; Chordata; Actinopteri; Pleuronectiformes; Scophthalmidae. Bases 712 to 5055 code for a protein of 1447 amino acids.